GAUGAUCCCAUGUAUUUUGCUUGCUCUGGGUGGAAAUCUUGUGGAUGGCUCUGGCCCAGGCAGUAAAAGACUUGGUUUACGAACAACUGCUGCUAUCAUAUUUGGAAGAUUGGUUUUGGUUCCUCCUACAGGACUUGGAAUAAUCACCAUUGCUGACAAGCUUGGACUUUUUCCCAGGGGCGACAAAAUGUUCAAAUUUGUCCUGCUGCUGCAGCACACUAUGCCAGAAAGAUAUGUACAACAUCUUUGUCAUCAUCAUCUUUAUGCCAUUUAUUCUGGGGAAAUGACUUAACUUGCAAUCAUAUGCUAUUUACCUCAGGGAAAAGAUAAUGACCAUACCCAGAAAGGAGAAGAAAAGAGAAGCUAGGAGGGAGGAGAAAGCACAGGGUGUUUAGAAAGCAUAUAUAAACUCUGCAUAAUACCUCAGGGAAAAGGCUGCAGUUCUCGAUAUGGUGUUUAGAAGAUG
This is a messenger RNA of Zingiber officinale, 466 nucleotides long. RefSeq names its product protein PIN-LIKES 6-like. The record is from RefSeq and is a predicted model, not a curated record. Bases 2 to 292 code for a protein of 96 amino acids. NCBI's taxonomy places the organism in Eukaryota, Viridiplantae, Streptophyta, Magnoliopsida, Zingiberales, Zingiberaceae. The transcript has 2 exons. Gene Ontology annotation, biological process: endoplasmic reticulum to cytosol auxin transport. Gene Ontology annotation, cellular component: membrane.